GAACCAAUGCCAGACAGAUAUAACAAACCUCAACCUUGACCUAACAUGGAGAAGGAGGCAGCCUCAAUAUUUAAAUAUGCUUCAUUCUAAUUAUGUUCUUUAACAAGAGUGGACCCGCAAAUUUAGGGACAGAAAAACAAAAGCAGGAGUGAACAUUGCAGAUUUGUGGAAGUGGAAAUUGUUUGUAAUUUCCCAGACAAAUCCCGUGGUGUUCAUAUAUUUAGUGUCAAGCAACAAUGCUCUGCUCCAUGUGUCUCAUUCUCUUUCUGAGCAAUACCAUUUCAGGUUCAUCCGAAUCAGUCAUACUGACGUAUGGUAAUAACUCUUGUUCUGGAAGAUUGGAGGUUUUCUAUAACAAUCAGUGGGGAACAGUGUGUGAUAAUGGCUGGAAUCUGUCAGAUGCAAAGGUGGUUUGUAGAGAGAUGGGCUGCGGGGAUGCUUUUGAGGCAAAGAGUGGUGCUUUUUUUGGACAAGGUGGGGCAAACAUAUUUUUGAGCGAAAUUAACUGUGUUGGAACUGAGUCUACGUUGAGCAGUUGCAGCUCUAAGAAACCGGGACAGUUUAACUGUGACCAUUCAAAGGAUGCUGGAGUCAUCUGUCGCUCCCUUGUCAGAUUGGUGAAUGGCAGUCACUUCUGUUCUGGACGAGUAGAGGUUCUCAAUGAUGAUCAGUGGGGAACAGUGUGCGAUAGCGGCUGGGAUUAUUCAGAUGCUGCAGUGAUAUGUAAAGAAAUGGGCUGUGGGAAUGUUUUUGACCUAAGGAUCAGUGGGUUUUUUGGGCAGGGAUCAGGACCGGUAUGGCUAAGUGAUGUACAAUGUUCUAACACCGAAUCAACUCUGAGACAAUGUAAUUUACAGGGAUGGGCAAAAAACUCAUGCGGACAUGAGAAGGAUGUUGCAGUCGCCUGUCAACGCAGAAUUAUGUUAGAAAAUGGCUUCAGUGCUUGUUCUGGAAGAGUGGAAAUUUUCUAUAAUCGCAGUGGAUACAAUGAGUGGGGAACAGUAUGUGAUAAUAAUUGGGAUCUAACAGACGCUGCAGUGGUGUGUAGGGAGAUGGGAUGUGGAAAUGCUAUAGCAGCAAAGAGCGCUGCUUUUUUCGGAGCCGGUGGGGGUAUAAUAUGGUUGGAUAAUGUCAACUGCAUUGGAAAUGAGCUCACCCUCGCAGCCUGUCAGUCCAACAGAUUAGAAUCUAACAAUGUCCAUUACAAGGAUGUUGGAGUAAUCUGUCAAUGUAAGUUGGUCUAUAUAAGAAUACUAAAAGAAUAUUGUAAAUGAAUAUUAGUUAACCCAAAAAUUAAAAACUUUGUUAUCAUUUAACUCUAGGCUA
Molecule: messenger RNA, 1326 nt
Organism: Puntigrus tetrazona (Sumatra barb)
Lineage: Eukaryota; Metazoa; Chordata; Actinopteri; Cypriniformes; Cyprinidae
Product: deleted in malignant brain tumors 1 protein-like
Exons: 5
Coding region: 237-1274 (345 amino acids)
Cellular component (GO): membrane
Source: RefSeq, a predicted model, not a curated record